Messenger RNA from Physella acuta, 5016 nucleotides. RefSeq lists its product as uncharacterized. Gene Ontology annotation, molecular function: DNA helicase activity. NCBI's taxonomy places the organism in Eukaryota, Metazoa, Mollusca, Gastropoda, Physidae. The record is from RefSeq and is a predicted model, not a curated record. Gene Ontology annotation, biological process: telomere maintenance; DNA repair.
AUGCCGGGAAGAAAAAGAAAGGGAAAAUCAAAUUGGAGUUCAGAUGCGGUUAAACAGGCGAGGCGCAGGAGAGAAAAUGAAACUGCUGAGCAAAAAGCAGCACGACUAAAAAAAGAUAGGGAACGAAAACAUAAACAGCGCGAAGAUGAAACAGAGGAAGAAAGAUUACACCGUCUAAAAGAGCAAGCAGAACGAACAAAAGAUAAUAUCAACGACGAAACAGAAGAAGAAAGGUUGCAGCGUUUACAGAGAGUGUUAGAAAGAAGGAAAUCAGAAAUAGCCACAGAGACAGAAGAAGAAAGGUCGCAGCGAUUACAGAGAGUGUUAGAAAGAAGGAAAUCAGAAAUAGCCACAGAGACAGAAGAAGAAAGGUCGCAGCGAUUACAGAGAGUGUUAGAAAGAAGGAAAUCAGAAAUAGCCACAGAGACAGAAGAAGAAAGGUCGCAGCGAUUACAGAGAGUGUUAGAAAGAAGGAAAUCAGAAAUAGCCACAGAGACAGAAGAAGAAAGGUCGCAGCGAUUACAGAGAGUGUUAGAAAGAAGGAAAUCAGAAAUAGCCACAGAGACAGAAGAAGAAAGGUCGCAGCGAUUACAGAGAGUGUUAGAAAGAAGGAAAUCAGAAAUAGCCACAGAGACAGAAGAAGAAAGGUCGCAGCGAUUACAGAGAGUGUUAGAAAGAAGGAAAUCAGAAAUAGCCACAGAGACAGAAGAAGAAAGGUUGAACCGUUUGAAAGAUAUGGCGGUACGGACUAAAAAUAAAACGAUGAAUGAAACCGGGGAAGAGAGAUCUGAACGAUUGAAAAAUAUGUCGAUAAGAAACAAAAAUAGAAUUACCACUGAGACGGAUACUAAUAGAUACAAACGUUUGAAAGAUCAGACAGAACGUAAUAAAAAGAUGUUGCUUAGUGAAACAGAACAGCAACAAUUGCAGAUGACCACGCCCCGAACUACGAUAGCCCGCACACACCGUCCUCUGUCUGCCGAUGUUGGGCACAUGGAUAAGAUUUGUGCCCACUGCCGUGCUUAUCGCUUCCAUGGAGAGACUGCUAACUUUUGUUGUAUGAGCGGAAAAGUCAAUAUGGCCAAUCUGCCUCCACUCCCACAUGAGCUUCAACGUCUGUUCAGUAGUAACCAGCCUGACGCCAGGGAGUUUAGAAAAAACAUAAGGCAGUAUAACUGCCUGUUCCAGAUGACUUCAUUUGGUGGUAAGGAAGUAUUUUCUCAAAAGCGCGGCUGGAACCCAUCUGUCAUCAUCCAAGGACAAAUCCAUCAUUAUAUAGGCUCCCUAAUUCCAGAACCCCACAAACAAGCACAGUUUCUACAAAUUUACUUUUUAGACCCACAGGACAGCGUUAAACUUAGAAUGGAUAUAUUAGAAAACGGGGGGAUUCAACGUGAUAUUGUAGAGUUGUUAGAGGGCGUUUUUAGAACAUACAAUCCCUAUGUUAGGUCCCUGACGCUAGCUAAAGAACAAAUUAAAGAUAUCCCAGAGGCUAGGAUUGUUAUUGACCCCAACAGACGGCCAUCCCAGGAACAUGAGAGGAGGUUUAAUGCGCAGGCCGCCAAUGAGGUGGCGGUUAUUUUAGAAAAUAACAAUUCCCCCGAAGUAACGUCAAGGCAUGUGGUGUUAAAACAAAAAGGUGGAAAAGUUCAAAUAAUAUCCGAGUCCCACCGAUCAUACGACUGCUUGCAGUAUGUUAUUUUUUUUCCAUGGGGUGAAGAUGGUUGGCACAGUCAAUUACAGCUGACAAACCAAAAGAAGUUAACGGCUAUGCGGUACUAUUCUUUCCGCAUACAAAAUCACGAGCAUGAAUUUAACCACAUACUCAGGGGAGGACGACUGUUCCAGCAAUAUUUGGUCGACAUGGCUGCAAAGAUGGAAGGCGAACGUCUGAACUUUAUAAGAACUAACCAAGUUUCAUUACGAUCAUCUACUUAUAAAGGCCUUACAGAUGCACUGAACGAUAACGAUGAUCUACAAAAUAUCGGCAAGCGCGUCAUUCUUUCGUCAACUUUUGUCGGCGGACCAAGGUACAUGAUGGAGAGAUGCCAGGAUGCCAUGAUGUACAUACGCAAAUAUGGCAAUGCAUCAUUCUUCAUAACCAUGACCUGUAAUCCAGACUGGCCAGAAAUACAGGAAAAUUUAUUUUUAAAUCAAAAACCUUAUGACAGACCUGAUCUUAUUGCUAGAGUUUUUGAAUUAAAAAGAAAAUUAUUCCUCAAGUACUUGACAGGGCCUGACGGUUUGUUAGGCAGGUGCAUUGCUUUUAUAAUAAGCACCGAAUACCAAAAGCGAGGUCUGCCUCAUCUGCACUGUUUACUUUGGCUCGAUGAAGAAACCAAACCUCGACCAAAUGUGUAUGACCAGUACGUGCAGGCUGAGAUACCUAACCCAUUGGAAGAUGCUGAGGGACACGCUUUAGUUCUAAGGCACAUGAUUCAUGGUCCGAACUGUUGUGUCACAUCUCCUUGUUGGAAAAAUGGCGCGUGUUCUAAACGCUAUCCUAAAUCUUUCGCCGAACACACAAUGUGUGGAGAGGAUUCAUAUCCCGUAUAUAGGAGAAGAUCGGUGGAUAUGGGUGGAUUUUUCGGCUACAAAGAAGGGAGAGAGGGAACACCAAUAACAUCUGAGUGGGUCGUCCCUCACAAUAUGCAGCUCUUGAAAAUAUUUAACUGUCAUUUGAAUGUGGAAGUCUGCACUUCGGUUAAAUCAAUAAAAUAUGUCGUUAAAUACACACUAAAAGGCAGUGACCAGGCAAUGUUUGGUCUCAAGCAAAACGACGAAAUUGCCCAGUAUUUGGCAGGCCGCUACAUUGGCCCAUCUGAAGCUGUUUCGUCCAUUUUAGGAUUUCCGGUUCAUGAAAGAGACCCCCCGGUAGUUAGGCUGCAAGUCCAUCUUCCCGACGAACAACAUGUUUAUUUUCAAGACACUGCUGGGCUUACAAACACAGAGAUGUGUAAAACAACUCUAACCCAGUUUAUGAAAUUAAACACAGAUGACCACUUUGCCAGAACAUUGUUUUAUGCUGAAGUACCACGGUACUUUACCUGGGCCAAUAAGCAAUGGCAGCGAAGAAAGGUUGGAAAAGAAAACCCAAAUCAUCCAGGGAGGUUUGAGGCCAAUGUUUUGGGACGGGUCUACACAGUUUCACCACGAUGUGGUGAAUUGUACUAUCUACGGCUCCUUCUGCACCACGUAAAAGGACCGCAAUCUUUCGAUGAUUUAAAAAAACACGAUGAAAAAACCUUGGCCACAUUCAAAACAGCGUGUAUAGCAAGGGGCCUCUUACAGACUGAUGAUCACUGGCGUCAGACAUUACUAGAUGCAGAAAACACGAGACUGCCGAGGGCUAUGCGAGAUUUAUUUGUAGUCCUGCUGACACAUGAGGAAAUUGUCAACCCUAAAGAGCUGUGGGAGCAGUUUAAAAACUCUAUGUCACAGGACUACUUAAAGGCGGACAUGUCUACUCGCACAAAUGAGAACCCAAAUCACCAUGACCAGGCACUCUUAUAUAUUCAAGAGAAGCUAGAAGCAUACGGCAAAAGACUCGCUGACUACAGUUUGCCGACACCAACUUCUCUACGUUAUCUUGGACACAAUGAGGAUAUAACCAAAGAGACGAGCUACUGCAGGGAAAAAUUGUCCAUUUACGUCCGAGAAAAGGCACCCAUGUUGAACUGUGAGCAGUUAGCAGUAUACAAUUAUGUAUUAGAGUGUCUUGAGGAAAAUAAACCAUCCAUGAUUUUUAUUGAUGCCCCUGGAGGAACAGGUAAAACUUUCCUCAUAAAUUUAAUAAUAUCACUGGUAAGAGCCAAAGGAGAUAUCGCCCUUGCAGUGGCAUCUUCAGGUAUAGCAGCAACAUUGAUGCCUGGUGGCAGAACUGCCCAUUCCCGUUUUAAAAUCCCAAUAAUAGUAGAUGACAAUUCAGUAUGCAACAUAGAAACGAACUCGAAUACCGCAGGUCUUCUCCGCCAAACAAAGCUGAUUGUUUGGGAUGAAUGCUCCAUGGCCAGACGAGAAUGUUUUGAAGCUGUUGACAGAACACUGCGCGAUGUCUGUCAUAAGGACGUCGCUUUUGGAGGCAUCAUCACUAUUUGCUGUGGAGAUUUUCGACAGCUUCUGCCUGUAGUCAAGCGUGGAAACGAAGUAGACAUACAAAAUGCCUCCAUUAAAAAAUCUUACCUUUGGGAGUUAUUUACAAAGUUUAAUUUGAAUUUAAACAUGCGUCUUGAAGAAGGAGAAAUUGACUACAGCAGGUUCUUAUUGAACGUUGGGGAAGGUAAAGUACCUACAAAUGAAAAUGGGGAAAUAGAAUUACCGGAAGAUAUGGUCCUCAACAAUAUUUCUAUCGAACAAUGUAUGAAAAACAUAUACCCUUCAUUUGAAGAACCCAAGGUGGUAUUUUCAAAAAGAUGCAUUUUGGUGCCAUUGAAUGAAAAUUUAAGAACAAUAAAUUCAAUGUGCAUAAGAGAAUUUCCCGGUCAGUUGAAAGAAUAUUUCUCUUUCAACUCUGUAAUUGAAGGAACUGACUCUGCACAUUUUCCCACUGAAUUUUUAGAUUCUGUUGAGUUGUCUGGUCUGCCACCGCAUAGGUUGGAACUAAAAAUAGGUUCCCCUAUAGCACUGUUACGAAAUCUUGAUCCCCCAAGAUUGUGCAAUGGAACUAGACUAAUAAUUCAAGCGUUGCACAACAACCUUAUAGUUGCUAAAAUACUUAUAGGACAAUAUCAAAACGAAACUGUUUUAAUACCAAGAAUAACAGUAAAAUUAACUGAAGGCGACGAUAUUCCCCUACAAAGAACACAGUUUCCAGUCCAGUCAUGUUUUGCCAUGACAAUACACAAGGCUCAAGGGCAGACCAUGGAAAAUGUCCUUAUUUACUUAGAAAAACCUGUAUUUCAGCAUGGUCAGUUAUAUGUAGCACUUAGCCGAGGAAGAAGAAAGGAAAAUGUUAAGGUGCUUUUAAAAGAUAGCAUAUUUACAAGGAAUGUAGUCAUUAGAAGUAUUUUGCAAUAA